This is a messenger RNA of Astyanax mexicanus (Mexican tetra), 2088 nucleotides long. RefSeq names its product proteasome 26S subunit, non-ATPase 10 (gene psmd10). The record is from RefSeq and is a predicted model, not a curated record. Gene Ontology annotation, cellular component: cytoplasm; nucleus. Gene Ontology annotation, molecular function: protein binding. Lineage: Eukaryota; Metazoa; Chordata; Actinopteri; Characiformes; Acestrorhamphidae. The transcript has 5 exons. The coding region runs from base 63 to 791 and encodes 242 amino acids.
ACCGGAUCGUGUGUUUGGGCUGCAGGGGGAGCGGGUCUGGUUUGUAUGGUGUUGGGAGCGGGAUGGAGGUUUCAGUGUCUAAUCUAGAGAUCUGUAAUUUAGCUUACACUGGGAAAUUUGAGGAGCUGAAGAAAUGCGUUCUGUCUGACAGAGCUCUGGCCUCCAGAACAGACCAGGACCACAGGACUGCUCUGCACUGGGCCUGUUCAGCUGGACAUGCAAACAUUGUCCAGUUUCUUCUGGAUGUUGGAGCUGAAGUGGAUCUAAAGGAUGAUGUAAGUCAGCAGCUUCCCUCAGUCAGUUCUCAGUCAGUUCUGAGUUCAGCCUCUUGGACCCCUCUACACAUUGCAGCUUCAGCAGGGAGAGAGGAAAUUGUGCGAUCUUUAAUAUCAAAAGGGGCACAGCUGAAUUCAGUCAACCAGAAUGGAUGCACUCCAUUACAUUAUGCAGCGUCAAAGAACCGAUAUGAGAUAGCACUGCUUUUGCUGGAGAAUGGUGCAGACCCCAAUGCUACAGAUAAACUAGAAUCCACACCUUUGCAUAGAGCGUCAGCAAAGGGCAACUACCGUCUCAUCCAGCUCCUUUUAAAACAGAGUGCUUCCACCAAUAUUCAGGACUCUGAGGGAAACACGGCUCUCCAUCUUGCUUGUGAUGAAGAGCGAGUAGAGGCGGCGAAGCUCUUGGUUGAACAUGGUGCCAGCAUCUACAUUGAGAAUAAAGAAGAGAAAACACCUUUACAGAUUGCCAAAGGUGGGCUAGGAGCUUUGCUCCGCAGGAUUGUGGAGGGCUGAAAUAACCACUGACCAAACUCCCAGCUGAGGAAUGCACUUGAAGCUUUCUGCUGAACAGCUCUGAACAGGUCCGCCGAGUAAGAGUUUUUCUGACAGGAUGGUGGACAGCAAGAAACAUGGAUGAUAAAAAUAAGAAGAGAACUAAUGCAUUGUUGAAAGGACUCGCUGUGUGAAGCCUGAAAUGUUCACAGCUUGGUUCUUCCUCUCAGUGUUUUGAAACAUCUGUUUUGUACUAUGAAGAUAAUUAUUUUAGAUAUCAUUACAGCUCAUGCAUAUACGUCUAGCUUUAACACAUGCAGUCAUUUUGUUUAUUUGGAUUGUUUAGUUUCCUAACAUUUAAUACGUAGUCAUUGAGUUUAACAUAGAAAUGUUGUUUUAAAGGACAAUAAAAUGAAAAGGUGAAAUCCAAAUUACUUUGUUGCAACUUUGAUUUGCAUUAAGGUUUUUUUGUUGUGGUUUUUUGAUAAUAUUUUCUCAGGGUGCCACUAAUGUCAGGAGGUAAUGUGAACAAAAUUCAGUCUUACACUUUAGGGAAGUAGACAAGGAGCUAAGUAAAGCUUUGUUUAUGAAUACUCUUUAUUAUGAAAAUUUACCAUAUAAUUCCACCGUGAAGCAUUUGCAUAACGUAAAGUGGAUAACAUUGAUUAUGUUAGCGGGCCAAUGGUAAAUUUUGUAAUUUGUUUGGUUUUUACAAAAAUAACCUUUGGUUUAAAGUAGUAAAUAAGUAGUAAACUAUGUGGGCACAAGUGAAAAUAGUUUAUUCUAUUAUUGUUAGAGUAAGACUAAUAUGCUCUACUCUCCACAAAAUGUUUGUGUUGGACAAAAACUUCCAUUCACUUUUUGAUGAAAAUGAAAUCUGCCAGUAGCCAGAAAAAAGAUACUUCAAUAAACAAUUAUCAGGUAAUGGUUACGUAUUGUUAGGUAUGUUUUAUAAAAUGUCAUUGGAAAAAUCACUUGUUGAUUUAUUGAUUUAGUUAGAGAGUUAUUCUCCCACACUUGUGAUGCUGGGUAUUUCCAUUUGUGUGUAGUAUUCAUUUUCAGAGCUACGUUUAUAUGACAUGUCUCUGUCACAGACCUUCUGUGAAUAGUGGGAUCUGUGAUUUGUUAUACAUAAUGCACUGUAAAAAAGACUUAAUUUGCGCAACAAAUAUGGUAAUUGUACUGUAGUAGUGAAUUGCCAUGAGAUUGGGACUCUUUUGGAGAAUAGCUCUCUUAUAGAAUCUCUUAUACGGCCCAAUCUUUUUUGCAAACAGUGUAACUGCAGGUUUUUUAUUAUAAUAAAAAAAAACAAGAAACA